This is a messenger RNA of Chelmon rostratus (copperband butterflyfish), 1367 nucleotides long. RefSeq names its product histone H1.0-B. The record is from RefSeq and is a predicted model, not a curated record. Gene Ontology annotation, cellular component: nucleus; nucleosome. Lineage: Eukaryota; Metazoa; Chordata; Actinopteri; Chaetodontiformes; Chaetodontidae. The transcript has a single exon. Bases 246 to 833 code for a protein of 195 amino acids. Gene Ontology annotation, molecular function: double-stranded DNA binding; nucleosomal DNA binding; structural constituent of chromatin. Gene Ontology annotation, biological process: chromosome condensation; nucleosome assembly; negative regulation of DNA recombination.
UGUGGAAUAAGACACUUAUGUGAUCCGGUGUACCGACACGCUACUUUGCGUGGGCAAUUAGAAAAACAUUUUUACUACAACAGUUGAGUGGGGCAUUGUUCGCAGACCCGGACUUUGUCGGGGAAAGCUUUAUUUCUGGCCGUGCUUUUAUUUCGCUGUUUCUGACGCUCCGGUGUACCAGCUGAGCCGGGUGAAAUUACACCUCCAGGACUUUUUUUGUCAACUAACUCAAAAGAAAAGUCACCAUGGCAGAGACGUCGGCAGCUCCGGCCAAAGCCAAGAAGGCAUCCAAGCCCAAGAAACCAGCUUCUCAUCCGAAAUACUCGGAUAUGAUCAAAGCAGCAAUCGUUAACGACGCCAGCCGGAGCGGAGCGUCCCGUCAGUCCAUCCAGAAGUACGUGAAGAAGAACUACAAGGUGGGCGACAAUGUCGAUGUACAGAUUAAAUUGGCCCUGAAGAGGCUGGUGGCAGCCGGGACUCUGCGCCAAAUCAAAGGCAUCGGUGCGUCCGGAUCCUUCAGGCUGACCAAACCAGAGGACUCCAAAAAACCAAACAAGGCAGCGGCAUCUGCCAAACCAAAGAAGGCGGCGAAGCCCACCAAACCCAAGAAGGCAGUCAAGCCCAAGAAGGUGUCCAAAACGCCGGAGAAGCCCAAGAAGGCAGCUGCAAAGAAAGUGAAAAGGGUCGCGAAAAAGGCGACCCCCACGAAAGCCAAAAAGGCACCAGUUAAGAAAUCCAAGGCAGCGAAGCCCAAGCCAAAACCAGCAAAGAAGGCAACCAAGCCCAAGCCAAAACCAGCAAAGAAGGCAACCAAAACAGCCAGAAAGAAGUGAAAGGACAAUAUCAGAGAGACAAAGUCACUGUAAAUACUUAAGGAAAUGUUUUCGUAUAUGUAUUAUUUUUGUAAGGUCUCAUGCAAACUUAUGCUGUUUUUACCAGUAGUUUUCUCCCCAUUGCACUAUUGCCUAUAGAUGCUGUAGAAAUACUUGUGAGCAUUUUUAUUUGCCGUUAAUAAUUCUGUUCAUUUCUGUCUGAUCCUUGGAUACAAAUAGGCUAGUCUAGGGUCUUGCUGAAAAGAAGAAAAAAUGUAUAUACAGUUCAACUAUUGAAUAGUUAUUGUUAACUGCACGGGGUCAUACCGAAAAUACAAAUGUGUCAACGGUGGGCAUUGUCGAGCCUUUACAAUGUACAGAGCAGCGGCAGUGGACGUCAGCAAGAUUUUCCUAAAGGCUCUAUAGUUGUCGUUCGAGCCCCAUUCUGUACAUUUCCUCAUGUUCAGACGACUCACUAUACAAACAUCUCACUGCAUUCAUUCACUUUUAAAGAGACUGUUUCUACUGCACUUCAAUAAACCUUUGUCAUCUUCU